Molecule: messenger RNA, 1451 nt
Organism: Scomber japonicus (chub mackerel)
Lineage: Eukaryota; Metazoa; Chordata; Actinopteri; Scombriformes; Scombridae
Gene: tmem234
Product: transmembrane protein 234
Exons: 5
Coding region: 184-612 (142 amino acids)
Source: RefSeq, a predicted model, not a curated record
AAUGAGAUUGUGCACAUAAAAUCGGUGCCUGUCUGGAUUUUGACUUAUCACUUAAUCCUUUAAUAACUGACGAUAGACAGAAGCCGAAGCCUUUCAUAAAUCAGGGCGAGUAUAUUUAGGUUCACCAACAGUUGAAAAACAGUCUUGAAUGCGACUUCACUGCGAGGUGUUUGUAUAAUCACGAUGGUGACUAUUGUGGAGCUGCUGAGUCUGCUGCUGGUGGCAGUGCUGUGGGGCUGCACCAACCCAUUCCUGAAGAAGGGCACAGAGGGGAUAGAAAAUGUUUCAAAGACCAGCAGAGUCUCGCAGCUACUUGCUGAGGUCAAGUUUCUUCUCCUCAAUCUCAAGUACCUCAUCCCAUUUCUGCUGAACCAGAGUGGCUCUCUGGUCUACUAUUACACCCUUUCCACCACAGAGUUAUCGCUUGCUGUUCCUGUGGCCAACACUCUCACCUUCCUUUGCACUCUGCUCACUGGCAAGUUACUUGGUGAAGAGUUUGGAGGCAAACAGGCUGUUGCAGGAAUGCUCCUCACCAUGGUUGGCAUCACUUUGUGUGUUAUAAGCUCUAUGGAGGAUCCUGGCAAGCAGAAUAUGAAUCAGACUGUGCGCUAAUGGUAACCUGUCUCGAUCAUGAAGAUCAGGGAUAUACCUUCCAGUCAGCUGUGAACGUGAAAGUACAGAAGUGCAAAGCAGAGCUGGCGCUGCACUGAGGAGGGGGGGGGGGCAAUUUAGAUUCAGGCAGCGACUCCUUAGAGCAACAGUUCUGGUGGGAGAGUUGUGCCUAAAUGAACUCAGCGUAAGCUUCAAAAGACCUGCCCAGAAACUCAUCCCAAAUUGGAGGAGAAGUGGGUUCACGUAGGGUUCAGCCCCAGAGCGACACCAGAUUUAUGGAGCUAACAUAGAAAUCGGUGGUUGUUAACUUUGACUUUUUAGCAAUGAGCUUCCCCACCAUGUGACUGGCAUCUGCAUAAACGCUAUAGAGACUACAUACAAAUAAAGCUGGGGUUUGAAAUGGGCCAAUUAAAUGUCAGCCCCUGGUUUAACAGGACAGGAGCAUUUUACUGCGACUGGCUUUUUCUCAGCAACGGUGUGUGGGAAAGCAGGACACAGGAGAGGACAAAUUUCUCUUAAGCUUGAGGAUAACAUCGUUUUUUUCACAAUUCUCUUCUCUUUCUUCUCCCUUGUUGCCUUGUAUACAUGAUGUAUUACUAAAUUAGACACACUACAGUUAAUUUGUUUAAAAAGAUUAAUAAGGACCUAGUUGCUUUAAAAUCCAGUGACCUCGUUGUAGGUUCUUUAAACAUGUGGACAAGUUAUGAAGUAUUCAGGAAUAUGUCUAAUACAUAGUAAUAUAUAUUUUUAUUGUCACAGUAUUUAAUUGAACCAAGACAUUGUUCUUGCAUUGUUGUGAUCUAUUAUUGUGAAUACAUUUAGUGUGGAAAUGUCCCAAA